Molecule: messenger RNA, 2370 nt
Organism: Pogoniulus pusillus (Red-fronted tinkerbird)
Lineage: Eukaryota; Metazoa; Chordata; Aves; Piciformes; Lybiidae
Gene: CEBPB
Product: CCAAT enhancer binding protein beta
Exons: 1
Coding region: 259-1248 (329 amino acids)
Biological process (GO): regulation of transcription by RNA polymerase II; regulation of cell differentiation; DNA-templated transcription
Molecular function (GO): RNA polymerase II cis-regulatory region sequence-specific DNA binding; DNA-binding transcription factor activity, RNA polymerase II-specific
Source: RefSeq, a predicted model, not a curated record
GACACGGGACCCAGAACCAGAUGGUCCGGAGGAGACGCGCCAGCCCCCGCCGCAGCACCCGGAGCGGUGAAGCCCCGCCGCGCCGCCGGACCUGAUCCAGCCCCGCUGGGCAGCGGAGCCGGGGCCGUGUCCAGCGCCAGAGACUGAGGCAGGGUCUGGACAACCCCCGACACACACACCCGACGGCGGCAGCUCGAUCCUCUGCCGGGGGGGCCCCCCCUGCGUCGUUUUCUCCUCCCCGCAUCCCCCUUUGCUUUCAUGCAACGCCUGGUGGCCUGGGACGCAGCAUGCCUCCCCAUCCAGCCGCCCGCCUUUAAAUCCAUGGAAGUGGCUAAUUUCUAUUACGAGGCGGACUGUCUGGCUGCUCUCAACAAGCUGCACCCGCGGGCGGCCGCGGGCCGCUCCAUGACCGAGCUCACCGUAGGGGACCACGAGCGAGCCAUCGACUUCAGUCCCUACCUGGACCCCUUAGCAGCAUCUCAGCCGCCGGCGCAGCCGCCUCCUCCGGCAGCAGCAGCAGGGGGCAACUUUGAGCCUCCCUGCAGCAGCGGCGGCGGCCAAGAUUUCCUUUCCGAUCUCUUCGCCGAGGACUAUAAAGGCAGCGGCGGCAGCAAGAAGCCCGACUACACCUACAUCAGCCUCGCCCGGCACAGCCACCCUUGCGCCAGCCAGAGCCACAAGCCGGGGGGGCUGCCGGGCUGCUUCCCGCCCCAGAUCGUGGAAACCAAAGUGGAGCCGGUCUUCGAGACCCUGGACUCUUGCAAAGGGCCCCGUAAGGAAGAAGGAGGCGCCGGGCCGGGACCGGGGGGCAUGUCCUCGCCCUACGGCAGCACCGUGCGCUCCUACCUGGGUUACCAGUCGGUGCCGAGCGGCAGCAGCGGGAACCUGUCCACUUCGUCUUCCUCCAGCCCCCCCGGCACCCCCAACCCCUCCGAGUCCUCCAAGUCAGCAGCCGGCGGCGGGGGCUACUCCGCCCCCGCGGCGGGGAAGAACAAGCCCAAGAAGUGCGUGGACAAACACAGCGACGAGUACAAGCUCCGCCGGGAGAGGAACAACAUCGCGGUGCGCAAGAGCCGCGACAAAGCCAAAAUGCGCAACCUGGAGACGCAGCACAAAGUCUUGGAACUGACGGCCGAGAACGAGCGGCUGCAGAAGAAGGUGGAGCAGCUCUCCCGGGAGCUCAGCACCCUCAGGAACUUGUUCAAACAGCUGCCCGAGCCCCUCCUCACCUCCUCGCCUCGCUGCUGACCCCUGGCCGGGCCGCGGGGCGAGCGGAGCCGCAGGCUCAUUGCCCUGCUCAGCGCUCCCGGGCCGGGGCGAGGGGGAGCCCUAGGGCGGGUGGGUUGGUUGGUUUGCUUCUAAUUUUUUGUUGUUGGUUUUUGUUUAGUUUUUUUUUUUGUUGUUGUUGUUGGUUUGUUUGUUGUUUUUUUUCCCCCUUUAUUUACAUGUUGGCGGAGGGUCCCGCUGCCGCGUGGGGACUGCACCGGGGGCUGUCGGUGGGGGCCCAGCGGCCCCGGCCCCCGUCACGGGCGGGCUCUGCAGGCUGCUGGGCGCUGGGGUUAUUUAAAAGAGCGAGAGGAGAGCAAGGGCAAAGUGAUGCAAUCUUUUAAGCAUGGCUGGGAAUGCUGUGUACAUGAUGCAAUCUCGUGUAACUGUCAGUCAUGAAUUGAGUAAUCUGUUAAAGAUGUUCCUACAGGUUUUUUUUAUUAUAAAGAAUAAUCUAUUUCUAUAAGAAAAUACAUAUGUAUAUUUUGGGAUCUAUGCAUUCUUGCUACAUUUGAAGCAUUAAUGAACAAUUUUAAUAAACUUUAUGACUAGGUUAAAAACAAACAAACAAAAUAAAGUAGCUUGUUUUGUUUUGAAGGCACAUUGAAAGAUCAAAUGCAAGGUUGAAAUUCUUGCUGAAUCUCAUUCAGUGCUGUGACCAGGGAUCAGGAUUUUUGUUAGUCUUUUGGCUUGCUCUGUGUCUCAGAGAAAGGAAAAAACAAAAACAUAAGCAAAAACCCCAAGAGAAACCCAGCAAAGAACAGAGCUGGAAGCUUCAGCCAGCUCUUGUUGCUUCAUUUUAUUUCCUCUAAUCACUUGCUUUAGCUGCUGCUUGGGUGUUGUUUGGGGAGGAGAUGUUCGUGUUGGGGUUUAUUUUUUGCACUUCUUGCUGUUCUGAACGUGUAGAGCGAGAUGUGCUGUCCAAACCAUGACCAAUCUCUGGCAGACUAAUGCCAAGUCUAAAGUGGGAGGGAGGAAGGAAAAGUAAGGGAGGAAACUUGAAAUGAGCUUUUGUUUGUGUUUUCUUUACAGAGUUUCUAUUCUCUAAGUUAUGAUUCAGCGUUUUUUAUGUUUGCAGUUUACAGGAAUAAACAUGAGAAAGUA